AUGGCUUUUCAAAGCCUCCUGGACCAAGUGGGAGUUCUGGGGAGAUUUCAGAUCCUUCAGAUGGUUUUUCUUUGUCUCUCCAGCCUCAUAACAUACCCUCAUCUUAUCCUCGAGAACUUCACUGCGGCCGUCCCUGAUCACCGCUGUCGUGUCCAGCUCCUUGACAAUGCUACUCUUUCUGCUAAUGACAUUGAAGUCCUCAGCCAAGAUGACCUCCUCAAAAUCUCCAUCCCACAGGAUUCCAACCUGAUGCCAGAGAAGUGCCGACGUUUUGUCCACCCCCAGUGGCAGCUCCUUCACCCCAGUGGGAGAUUCUCCAACACGACGGAGCCAGACACAGAGCCUUGCGUGGACGGCUGGGUGUAUGACCAAAAAAUCUUUCCUUCCACCACUGUUACUAAGUGGGACCUGGUCUGUGAAUCUCAGUCAUUAAAAUCAGUGAGCAAUUUCCUCUUUAUGACUGGAAUGUUAAUAGGGGGUAUCAUAUUUGGCAAUUUAUCAGACAGGUUCGGGCGGAGGUUGGUGUAUAGAUUCUGUGUGCUCCUGCUGGCCAUUGUUGAAACCAGUGCGGCCUUUGUCCCCACCUUUCUCCUUUACUGCACUCUACGCUUCUUGGCUGGGGUUUUCACUUCCAACAUACUGACAAAUUCUACUAUGCUUAUUUUAGAAUGGAUGGUACCCCGAUUCCAAGCCUUGGGACUAGCAAUGUUAACCUGUGCCUGUUGCCUCGGCUGCAUGAUUCUGGGAGGAAUGGCUUUUGCCAUUCGAGACUGGUUCAUCCUUCAGCUGGUGUUUUCAGUACCGUUAUUUGUCAUCUUUCUUUCCUCGAGAUGGCUGGCAGAAUCAGCUCGGUGGCUGAUUAUCAACAACAAACUGAAGGAAGGCCUCAAGGAACUUAGAAGAGUCGCACACACAAAUGGAAUAAAGAAUGCCGGAGACAUCCUAACCAUGGAGGUUGUGAGGACCAGCAUGCAGGAGGAUAUAGAGGCAGUGAAGAUGAAGGCCUCGGUGUCCCAACUCUUCCGCACGCCCAACAUGUGUAAGAGGAUCUGUUUCCUGUGCUUUAUAAGAUUGGCAGUCUUAAUUCCCUUUUAUGGCCUGGCCCUGCACAUCCAGUACAUGGGGAACAAUAUUUUCCUGUCCCAGAUUCUUUUUGGUGGAAUCACCUUGCUAGGAAAUUUGGUUGGACUGUUUGUACUGAAUCAUAUGGGCCGUCGAUUAAGCCAGAUACUUUUGUUGUCCUUUGUUGGAAUCUUCAUUAUAACCACCACAUUCCUGCCUGAAGAAAUGCAUAUCCUACGUCAGACUUUCCUGACUCUGGGAACAGGAUUGGUUUGUGCGGGUAUCAUGUGUGUUCUUGCCCAUGGAAAUGAACUAGUGCCAACUGUUGUCAGGGCAACUUCUUCAGGGAUCUUGGGAAUUGCUGGCAGCAUUGGGGGAGUCCUGUCCUCUCUCUUGAUGUUCCUGAGGGUGUAUUUUCACCACUUGCCCUGGAUCCUGUAUGGGGUCUUCCCCAUCCUCAGUGCACUUGUUGUCUCCUUGCUUCCUGAAACCAGGAAUCAACCUCUGCCGGAAUCCAUCCAGGCUGUGGAAAAUCAGAGUAAAGGCUCAAGAGAAGCAAAGCAGGAAGAUACUGUUACCGCCAUCAAAGUGACAUCAUUUUAAGGAAUUCUGUGAGCUGUUUAUCAAGGAAUAAGAUAAAAGAAUCCAGAAUCCCUCAUAGUCUUCCAAGACCUCCAAGAGUGAUUCCUGAGUGCAGAGCCAGAUGUAACCCCUGAGCGCCAACAGGUGUGCUCC
Messenger RNA from Sorex araneus (European shrew), 1797 nucleotides. Its product is annotated as organic anion transporter 7. Bases 1 to 1665 code for a protein of 554 amino acids. The transcript has 11 exons. The record is from RefSeq and is a predicted model, not a curated record. Gene Ontology annotation, biological process: transmembrane transport. Lineage: Eukaryota; Metazoa; Chordata; Mammalia; Eulipotyphla; Soricidae. Gene Ontology annotation, molecular function: transmembrane transporter activity.